Messenger RNA from Aphanomyces astaci, 1520 nucleotides. RefSeq lists its product as hypothetical. NCBI's taxonomy places the organism in Eukaryota, Oomycota, Saprolegniomycetes, Saprolegniales, Verrucalvaceae. The coding region runs from base 37 to 1488 and encodes 483 amino acids. The record is from RefSeq and is a predicted model, not a curated record. The transcript has a single exon. Gene Ontology annotation, molecular function: RNA helicase activity; ATP binding; nucleic acid binding.
CCGCCAACCAAAUCCAUCUUGACACCACCAAGAAGCAUGCCGAAUACUGGGGAGACGAACCAACCCGAGCCGCAUGAGCCCGCCAAAGAUGCCGACGAGAUCGUCGUAGAAGCCGACGAGCAGAUUGAGGACAAGUCGUUCCUGGAGCUGGGUGUGAACCCCGCUCUAUGCGAGUCGAUUGCGGCCCUUGGGUGGACGCGUCCCAGUAAGAUCCAACAAAAGAGUUUGCCGGCGGCGUUGGCGGGCAAGGACAUCAUUGGGCUGGCCGAAACCGGGUCUGGGAAGACUGGUGCGUUUGUGAUUCCCAUCUUGCAGGACCUGCUCUUGUCGCCCCAGCGCCUCUUCGCGCUCGUGUUGGCGCCGACGCGCGAACUGGCGUUUCAAAUUUCAGAGCAGUUCGAAGCGCUGGGGUCGUCGAUUGGGCUCAAGUGCGCCUGCGUCGUGGGUGGCAUCGACAUGAUGAACCAGCAAGUCGCGCUGGCCAAGAAGCCCCACGUCGUGAUCGCAACGCCAGGGCGACUGGUCGACCAUUUGGAAAACACCAAGGGGUUCAGCCUGCGCACGAUGAAGUACCUGGUGCUGGACGAAGCCGAUCGCAUGCUCAGCAUGGACUUUGAGGAAGAGAUCAAUCAGAUCAUCCAGCUUAUGCCCAACGAGCGCCGCACGUACCUCUUCAGCGCCACGAUGACGUCCAAGGUGGCCAAGCUGCAGCGCGCGUCGCUGCAAAGCCCCGUCAAGGUCGAGAUCACACACAAGUUUGCCACACCCGAAACCCUCGCCCAAAAGUACCUGUUCAUUCCGGCAAAAUACAAGGACUGCUACCUCGCGUACGUGCUCAACGAGUUCGCCGGCCAAAGCAUGCUCAUCUUUGCGUCCACGUGCAACGGCACCCAGCGGAUCACGCUCAUGCUGCGGUCCCUCGGGUUUCCCGCGAUCUGUCUGCAUGGUCAGAUGACGCAGCCCAACCGCCUGGGCGCGUUAAACAAGUUCAAGGCCAAGCAGCGCUCCAUCUUGGUAUGCACGGACGUGGCGUCCCGCGGGCUGGACAUCCCCAGUGUCGACGUCGUAAUCAACUUUGAUAUCCCUACCAACGGCAAGGACUACAUCCAUCGCGUCGGCCGGACAGCCCGCGCAGGCCGCGCCGGGAUCGCGCUGUCGUUUGUGACCCAGUAUGACGUGGAGCUAUACCAGCGCAUUGAGCACCUUCUCGGCAAGAAGUUGGACACGUAUGCAUGCGAAGAAAGCACGGUGCUGGUCAUGCUGGAGCGAGUGGGGGAAGCCCAGCGAGCGGCCACAAUUGAGCUCAAGGAAGAGACGAGCAAGGGCACUGGAAAGCGAGCGCGGUACGGCAAGAACCACGAAGGCGAUGGCGACGAUGGCGACAACAAACGGCCGUACAAGUCGUCCAAGAAAAUACAGCACGGCAAAGGGGGUAGCAGCGGUGGAAGUCGCGGCGGUAUGAAAAAGGGUGGCGGACGAAAGUUCUAAUUAAUUAUACAAAUAUGGUUGUACUGUCGGGC